GACAGAAAACAAUCAAACAAAACAAAAAGAAAAAAAACUCAGCUUGUUUUAAGCUGUCAUUGCCACGCAAAGUGACAAAUACCAUGCGAGCUAUUUAAAAACGAACUUUCAUGAACCCAGUGUGAACAAGACGGAAGGGUCACUGCUCAGCCUUAAGUGUCAAGUUAAUUUCCGAUGGGCGGGUGGUGGACGUAUGUCAGACAUAUGCGCGCCGUGGGCGGGUGUUGGCGUGUUGGAAAAGAUGGGAAAAGCAGAAGGGAGUGCUGCGCUUCACCCUGUGAAUUCGCAGAGACCGUUGAUGGUUAGGAGGCAUGUAAGUGGCGUCCGCUUCAGCUCUCCAAAGCUGUGAGCUUUGGCUGGGAGUGACGCGGCGCACUCUGCCUUUCCAAACUGAAAAUAAACACCUGUAUGGACGAGCAUACUCCCAGCGCUGUACAGUCGCCUUCUUCACCCGAACACAACGGCAGGAUCGCGGUUGAGAAGGGGGAUUAUGGAGCGGUGCAGAGGGACGUCAUGACGGUGGAAAACAUGCUGGAGGAGUCGGCCGUGCUCUCGGCGCCUCACCUGGCUGUGGAUCGAUAUGAGCGCAGCCGCCAGGGAUGUUGCGAGAGGGUGGUCAUCAACAUCUCGGGUUUACGCUUCGAGACGGAACUCAAAACUUUCAGCCAGUUUCCAAACACGCUGCUCGGGGACCCGAGGAAAAGGAUGCGCUACUUUGACCCACUCAGGAAUGAGUACUUCUUUGAUAGAAACAGACCCAGCUUUGAUGCUAUCUUGUAUUAUUACCAGUCAGGAGGGCGCAUUCGAAGACCUGUUAACGUCCCCAUUGAUAUUUUCUCAGAGGAGAUUCGCUUUUAUCAGCUUGGGGAGGAGGCCAUGGAGAAAUUCCGUGAGGAUGAAGGGUUUAUUAAGGAGGAGGAGCGCGUACUGCCCAAAAAAGAUUUCCAAAAGCAGGUUUGGCUUUUGUUUGAGUAUCCUGAAAGCUCUGGACCUGCAAGAGGAAUAGCCAUCGUUUCAGUGCUUGUGAUCCUAAUUUCAAUCGUAAUUUUCUGCAUGGAGACUCUGCCUGAAUUUCGGGAUGAAAAAGAUAUAUCCACAGUGGCACCUACAUUGAAUGGCACUGCUCCAAACGUGCCAAACCCCUUCACAGACCCAUUCUUUAUCAUAGAAACACUGUGUAUUAUAUGGUUCUCUUUUGAGUUACUGGUGAGGUUUUUCGCCUGCCCCAGCAAAACCACUUUCUCCAAAAACAUAAUGAAUAUCAUUGACAUUGUCGCCAUAUUUCCUUACUUUAUAACUCUGGGGACAGAGCUGGCCGAGAGCCAAAAAAACAGCGGUCAGCAGGCGAUGUCCCUCGCAAUCCUGAGGGUCAUCAGACUGGUAAGAGUCUUUCGCAUUUUUAAGCUCUCACGACACUCUAAGGGACUCCAGAUUUUGGGACAGACUCUUAAGGCCAGCAUGAGGGAGCUGGGCUUGCUCAUCUUUUUUCUCUUCAUCGGAGUCAUCCUCUUCUCCAGCGCUGUUUACUUUGCAGAAGCAGACGACCCCUCGUCGAGUUUCACCAGCAUCCCUGACGCGUUCUGGUGGGCAGUUGUUACAAUGACCACAGUCGGAUACGGAGACAUGCAUCCGGUCACUAUUGGUGGCAAAAUAGUGGGGUCGCUUUGCGCAAUAGCGGGCGUGUUGACUAUUGCCUUACCCGUGCCAGUGAUUGUAUCGAAUUUCAACUACUUUUACCACCGGGAGACGGACGGAGAGGAGCACCAGCAGUACCUUAACACGGGCAGCUGCGAGCACCUCCCUUCCGACGAGCAGAGAAAGUCGUGCAGCUCCUCUUCCCUCAGCAAAUCAGAGUACAUGGUUAUUGUAGAAGGCUUCAGCAGUGCGUUCAAGCAGCCCAACUUUACAACAGAGACCAAUCAGAACUGCGUGAACAUAAAAAAGAUCUUCACAGACGUGUAAAAGUGGCCCAUAAUGGAUCAUUUAUGAAGCAUAAAGAAAUGUUAGAUCUAUUCUUGUAAUGUUGAUGUAUAGCCAGUCGUGAUGUGUCAGUCCAUAUCUGUGGCUGAACGCUCUAGAUGUCCGUUUUAACAAACCUUAAUGGGCCUAAGAGAUCCAACUGACUGUGCAAUCUCUUUAUAAGUGUAUUGUUAAAACAGAUAUGUUUUAGGGUACAACGCCACAUGAUGCCUACAUAUCUUGGUGUUAUAAUUGCAGUGUUGUCCGUGUUGGGAUACACGUGUAGCAUUUACUCCUGCCAGCCCAUAAAAAAAACAGCGUGUUGUGCUUCGUGGAAAGACCAGUUCCGUUGUCCAGAAAUAUUGAUAUAUUAUGGUAAUAUAUGUAGCCAAGUGUCUGUUUAGGUUAUAUCUAAUAUAAGAAGCUGUCCACGUGUUGGACUCGGCCGUCUUGUUUAGAGAUGGAGAGGGAAAAUGCUUAUCGUGAAUUAAAAGCUGUAUUUUCAUUCAGAAAUACUGAUAUAACCUAUAUUGAAUAAAAACAGAAAUUAAGAGAUCGUGGUUCUGCCUGUUAAUAGCACUUUAAAUCGCGCGAAAAAAGAAGAUUGGGUUCAAAUAAAUAAAUGAGCACAGACUAAUGUGUCAUGUGCUCAGUGAUGACGUACAGCGUGGAUGAACAGACGCAGGACGUUCAGCAGGUUCCGCCUUGUGAUGCAGUCUCCAUGACGACGGUGGUUUCCUGGGCAACCCCCGUCUAAUGUUUUUAUGUUGUUGUGUAAGUUUCCCCAAAUAAUUUCCCAUUUUUGCCAUAGUAGGUGUAAAGCUGGCAUCUAUUUUGAGUGCAUUUUUGUGUCCUGGUUUAUCUAUUUUUGUAUUUUAAAUUCUUUUGGGAAAUUCAGGGUCAAUAAACAUACAUUAUUUUGUUUUUA
Poeciliopsis prolifica (blackstripe livebearer) is the source of this 2887-nucleotide messenger RNA. RefSeq names its product potassium voltage-gated channel subfamily A member 3-like. Gene Ontology annotation, molecular function: protein binding; delayed rectifier potassium channel activity. The transcript has a single exon. Gene Ontology annotation, biological process: protein homooligomerization; potassium ion transmembrane transport. NCBI's taxonomy places the organism in Eukaryota, Metazoa, Chordata, Actinopteri, Cyprinodontiformes, Poeciliidae. The coding region runs from base 409 to 1962 and encodes 517 amino acids. The record is from RefSeq and is a predicted model, not a curated record. Gene Ontology annotation, cellular component: voltage-gated potassium channel complex; membrane.